Molecule: messenger RNA, 9833 nt
Organism: Ictalurus punctatus (channel catfish)
Lineage: Eukaryota; Metazoa; Chordata; Actinopteri; Siluriformes; Ictaluridae
Gene: nin
Product: ninein (GSK3B interacting protein)
Exons: 29
Coding region: 317-7573 (2418 amino acids)
Biological process (GO): centrosome localization; centrosome-templated microtubule nucleation; microtubule anchoring at centrosome
Cellular component (GO): pericentriolar material; centriole; ciliary transition fiber
Molecular function (GO): calcium ion binding
Source: RefSeq, a predicted model, not a curated record
AAAUUCCCUAAAAAAAAACAAAAGGUUCAGUCGAAACCCCUCAGCUGGAGAUGAAGUGACCUGUAGCUCUUACAGCUCAAUAACAGUUGGAUUAAUCCCACCGUGAACGGAAACGUGUGAAGACUGUGUCUGUGUGCAUGACCGUUAAUCCGCGCUGUGAGGAGGUUCUGGACAAAUCUCUGGUUCUGGAUGCGUUUUUCCCCAAGUGAACAAUUCUGCCGAGAUUUUUUAUUUAUUUAUUUAUUUAUUUAUUUAAAAAAGCGAAGCAGAGGAGAGUGUGUGUGAAACCUCACACUGAGAGGAGUGGGGCAGUCUGAUGGAUGGAGAGGGAGAUCAGAGGGAUCAGCAUGAGGAGCGCUUAAGGGAAGUCUUUCAGAGUUUCGAUGGGAGCGGUGCUGGUUCACUAAGCCCAGAGGAGCUAACCGAGCUCUGUCACGCCCUACAGCUGGCUGACCAAGCGCUACACACACUGCUACACACACUAUUCGACACACAGGACCAACGGGUUGAAUUUGAGCAAUUUAAGGACGCUUUGAUUCUGGUGCUUUCCUCCAAUGAAGAGACGCUAGCUAAAGAAAACCCUCCUCGACCAGUCUCCCCAGAGGUGCAGCCUCGCUUUGUAAAGGGCACUAAGCGAUAUGGACGUCGGUCCACACCGGAGUUCACACACUCCAGCUCGGAUCUUGUGCGCACACCAUCGGUGGAAAGAGACGAGGAUGCAGCCACAAGGACUUCCGAUGGGACAUUGCCUGUUAAGCGUGAGCGCUGGAACGCUGACGUGAGCAGUCCAGAGGAGUAUGAAGCAGAGGGCCAGCUGCACCUGUGGAACCCUGAUGAGCUGGGUACACCACAUGGUAGCAUGGUACCCCUCAGUGAUCUGGAGGAGAGACUGUACAGUGCCUGCCAGCAGCUCUCACUGCCCCUGCAUGGCACCGCUACCAUACAACAACUACGCACACUCUGCCAGCACCUUGGCUUAGAGGUAGGAGAGGAUGUCUUCCAGUCUGCACAUGAGAAGAAUGUAAGUGUGCAGGAGUUUGUAUCUUGCAUCCAAACCAACAGCAAACCACCUACUCCUUCUGCCUCAACACCUUACAGACAGCUAAAGAGACAUCACUCUACGCAGCCGUUUGAUGAGAUGGGUCGCAGGAUCUCAUCUGUGAUGAGUAGCACAAUCGGACUGCGGCUGUUUUCCGAAUUAGACGACGGAACGGGACACACAGCAGUGGAGCUACUUCUGGAUGCCUGGCUAGAAGACGGUGUAGAGAACAGCUCUGAAGUCCUGCAGGCUCUGGAUUUCAGCCUGGAAGGAAAGGUGAAUCUGAGUGAACUGGCUACAGCGCUGGAGAAUGAGCUUAUGGUCACAAAGAACUCCAUCCACCAAGUGGCACUGGCGAGCUUUAAGGCUGAGAUCAGAUACCUCCUUGAGCGUGUGGAUCUGGAGCUCAGGGAGAAAGAGAAGCUUCACUCUGAUUUGGAGAAAGCAGAGAAGCUCAAGUCCCAGCUGGCCUCUGAGGUGGACGAGCAUCACUCCGCCAUCGAACGCGUCAAUAACCUUAACCUGCGGAAGUUGGAGCAGGAACAUAAGGACCGUGUGGUGGCUCUGAAGGUGGAGCUGAGCAGAGAAGUGGAGCUUGUACAGCAGCAGGCCAUUAAGCAGAGAGAAGAGCUGGAACAGGAACUCAGUAGGAUCAGAGAGGAUGAGACCUUCCUCAGAGAACGCCUCACUUUGAUGAUUAAGGAAAACGGGCGUUUGGAGGCGGAGCUACUGGACAGCACAGAGCGGCUGAUUGAAGCGGAGGCCCAGCUUAAUAAACUGCAAAAGAACCUGGACAAUGUUCUCAGAGAGAAGUUUGGUGAUGUGGACCUUAGCAAUGCUGAGAUCUAUCAGCAGGAGGAACGUCUCAGGCAGCUGCGCAAUAGCUACGAGGAGCAGUGUCAGGAACUGCAGGAUCGUAUAGAUGAGUUGCAGGCUCAGUUGGAGGAGUUUCGUGGUUUAAGCCGAGCCCCGCAGACCUCCCUCGUGCCCUCUCUGUCUGAUGAGCUGGACAGCAAGAGUCCUGGCAUGGAUUCAGAUCAAGGCCUAGGUUCCGAAGAAGGGCAGCCCUUUAACAUGAGUCUGGAGGCAGAGAUGAUGCUGGAGCAUUUGAAAGAGCAACACAUCAGAGAAGUGGAAGACAUCAAAGCACAGCUAGAUUCCACGGUGAACAAGUGUGAGCACAGGCUGGAAGAACAAAAGGCCUCUCUUGAGGAGGAGAAGAGUCUGCUGUCCUUACAGCACCAACAGGAGGUAAAGGCUAUGAGGGAAGAAAUAAAUGAAGCACUGAAGCGAACUCGAGAUUUGCAGGAGCAACUGGAGCAGGAGCGACGCAGCAUGGAGGCUCAGCAGAGUGUCGAGCGUGCUGAGCUACAUGCUGCUUACCAACGGCAGAUCGAUUCCCUCAGCCAGGAGGUGCAGGAUGCCAGGAUCCAUGCAUUGGAGCUGGAGGAGCUGCUCAGGGUGCUGGAGGAGCGAGAGAGAGGAGUGGAGGAGAGCAGAGCGAGGGACAAAGAAGAGCUGAGCAGGGCUCAUGCCGAGGAGCUUCACCAAAUGGAACUGCAGUACAAGGAGACACUCAAGACCAGUCUGCAGAAGCAGAAGGGGGAGGCAGAGAAGACACUCUCAGAGGAGUUGGAGAAAGAAAGGAAGCAUCUGGAAGAAGUUCAUGGGGAGGUGCUGAGGGUUCAAUUAGAGGAGGUGCAGCAGAGAGCUGAGCAGGAGCGAAUCGAAUUGGAAAGGAGGCUCAGGGAAGAGUGGGAGUGGGACAGGAAGCAACUAGAGGAGAGCAGAAGGAAAACAGUUCAUGAGGAGCUGGAACGUUCACAGAAAGAGCAGGAGGAAAGCAGUAAGAGGCUCAGAGAGCAGUGGGAAAAGGAGCUUACUCUUCUACAAGAACAACAUCAUACUGAGCUGCAGAAGUGUUUACAGCAGGAAAGGGAGCGACUGCAGGCCCAGGAGGAAGACAAGGAGCAUAGAAUGAUUGAGGAGUGGGAAAGAGAGCGAGUUCAGCUACAUGAGCAGCAUGAGGAGGUGCUGCAGGCCAGGCUAGAGGGGCAGAGAGCACAGUAUCAGGCACAGGGAGAGGAGCAAGAAAGGAAGUGGCAGAAAGUGCUGGAAGAACAACAGGGCCAAAUGGAAGAGGCACACAGGGAAGCCAUGCAGGAGCUGAGUAUGAAACACAGUGAAGAGAACGAGAUAUUGAGCUGCAUGCUGGAGAAACUACGCACAGACAUCGGCAAGGAGAGGGAAGUGCCAGAGAAUCACUUUACUCAGAGAAUCAGAGAAGUUGAGGCCCUUUACUCUGAUGACAAGGAAGUGGUACUGAAGCAUUUUCAGACAGAUGUAUGUGACCUGGAACAGCACUACCAGAGCAAAGUAGCAGCACUUACCCAGCGCUAUGCUGUAGACCAUGUGCGAUGGGAGGCAAAGAUGGAAACUGCCAACCAGGAGGCAGAGCAGCAAAGGAAACUCCUGCAGGAGGCUCUUCAGUUGGAGAAGGAGACUAUAGGUACAGAUCUCACACAAGAGCGAAAGAGGCUAGACCAUAGCUAUACAUUAGAUACGGAUGCCCUAAUGGAGAGAAACCUACACCUUCAGAGCGAACUGGAGAAUAUUGUUAAAUCUGAACAAAUCAAAGAGUUUUGCCGUGAAUUAAGUGAGCUGUGCAACAGACUACAGGAGAAUCUGAAAGACAAAGACACAUUGCUAGUACAGACAGAAAACAAAGCUGCAAAACUUGAGCUAUUGCUUAAUCAGGCUAUGGAUGACUUAGCCCGAGAGAGGGUGAAGUUUCUAGACUGUCUGUUUCAAUUGGAGAGACAGCAUGCUGAGACCUUGUCAUUUGUUGAGAAACAGCAGCAAGAGAGGAGUGACUUGGUCACAGAGCUUAAGGAGCUGAGAGGAAAGAUUGAGGAGAUGGAACAUCAUCUCCACCAGGCUGUGGAAGACUUUCAGAAUGAGUGUCUAGAGCUGCAGGGCACUGUGGCUGAUCUGGAAGAGAAACUGAAGAACAGCGUCUCCUUAGCAGUGAAACAAGAAGAACAGAUAGAAGCACUUUUGGCUGAAGGAGACAAACUGACACUUAAAGGUCAUCAGAUGAAGUCAUGUGUCAGAGAAGCCAUUAGAUCUCAAACCAUGAGUAAUGAUCUCCCCAAAGAUAUUAUGAUUGAGCCUCAAGAUCCAUCAGCAGACAGUUUCAUUGUCAACGAUAUCCACAAUAAUGUGAUGGCAGAACAGUCAAAAGGCUUCUGUGUUCUGGGAGAGAAUUCACCAAUAGCACAGCAUGAAGAACUUAAAAGACAAUUGUCCCUGCAGGAGAAAGACACAAGAGACUUUGGGAACCCAGAGCCUUUCAAUGCACAGGUGUUAAAAAUCAUCAGUGGGGAGAUUCUCACCUGUCGAGGAGGUAAUAAUACAGAUGGCACUGAAAAGCUGGAUGAUGACUGCUUUAUUGAUGAUGAUGAGGCUUCUAGUACUGAGGAACUACAUGAACCUUACAGCUAUGAGCCAUUGUGUGUUGAUAUUGCAGAAAGACCAGGCAGUAUCACCAAGGAUUCUGUAAGUUUUCCUUUUAACAAUUUUGGUGUCUCCAGCACUGAAGAAAUCACUGAACUUGGUCCAGAUCAUGAGUUUGUGAUCGCUAGUCUUGGCACUAGAUCUUUUAUUGAAGAGACCAAAUCUCUAGUUGUUGGGGAAUUAUGUAAGAAUUCUGCUGAAGCAAACAGUGAGGUCAUCAACAUUGUGUCUGAGGAUAUAGUGAGGCCAAAAGGUGCAGAGAAGUGUAAUUCCACUGAUUCUGAAGUAGCAGACAUAGAUCGAGUGAAUAUCACAGAGCAUGAUGAAGGUACACAAAAUAUUGAACUGAACCAUGGUACAUUCUUUAAAGAUACUGUUGAGAUGGCAGAUGAAGAGGUACCAAGGUGGAGCAGUGAUGAGUUUAAUCCUGUGGGAGUGUUGGUGAAGAAUGGUACCGUUUGCAUAAGUACAGAGAUAGUUCAACAUGAUUCUAACACAGCCAGAGGAUUCAAAGGUGCUAAUAUUACCACAAACACGACAGACCCAGACCUUCUUGUGGUCACAGUUACACAAGCUGAAGUUUCAUAUCAUGAGGAGCCAAUGCAAGGUCAUGAAAUGCAAGAAAAGAUUGAAGUUGACACCACCACCAUUGUCAAGACUGAUGACAGCAGUACUACCAGUUCUCCACACCAGGUUCUAGCCCUUGAAUGUGGCCCCAUGCUAAAAAAGGAGCAUGAACAAACGGCAUAUGGUGCAGAUUUGUGUGCUAUAGAGAUUCUGGAGUUGCAGGCAAUAGCAGUGCAGUUCAAAUACCAAAGUCAUCUCUUAGAGCUGCUUGAGGAGCAGAACAGAAGCACUAUGAAGCAAAACCUCUCCCUUCAGGCCCAGCUGGUUAACCUGCAGCAGCGCAAUGACAAGCUGGAGAUGAUGCUAGAUCUGAAUAAAGGCAAGCUCCUCACCAAUCAGAAGGUUCUAGAGGAGAGUCAUGACCUUAGGAUUGACCUGACCGCUAUGGCAGGCCAUGCUAAAGAAUUGGAGAUAAACGCAUCGGAUCUUGCUGAGCUCCAGGUGUGCAAUGAAAAGUGCGUCUGUGAGAAUGUGGAGCUGGCAGAGCAAAAAAUGAAACCGGAGAGAAGAGCGCAAGACCUGGAGAGCAAGACGCACAUUGUCCGAGACUUCGAGGAGCAACACUCAAGCUUGAUGAAGCAGAUUAUGAGCAUGCAUAAAGAGAAUGCAAGGCUGAGCACAGCAGUGCAGGAUCUGGAGCACCAGGAUAAGGUGCUUCUGACACUGCAAGAAGAGACAUCUGUAGACUCCUCAGAUGAUUCCUUUCAGGACCUCAGCUUCCAGCUGGGAGUGAAGAUUGCCACAAUGUGGGAGCUGGAAGACUGCUGCUUGGAGUUUGACAAACAGAACCCUUGUCUGCAGUCUGCAUUUACUCACCUGCAGAAGAAGUCUCUCAGGAUCAAGAAGAAGAUACAGGAACAUAGGAAUGAAGCUGGACGUCUGGCUGAGGAAAACCUCCUUUUGAGACAGAAUAUCUCAGAACUGAGGGAAGAGGACCUGAAAGAGAAGCAGCAGGAGCUGCUACUGAAAGUGGAGCACUUCCGGAAGGAGAAAAACGCUGCUCAGAAGAUGGCUGAUGGUUUGAAGAGGCAGAUUUCUGAGCUGCGUCGUCGUGGUAAACAGCUAGAGGAGGAGAACAGUGCUUUAUCACAGCAGAAUGCAAAACAUGCACUCGGUGUUAACACACUUCAACAUACUCUCGAGGACGUGAUCAUCCAUCAUGGAAAUGGUUCCUUCAGUGAAAGGAGUGAGAUAAAAGACGGAUCGUUUGCAGCAUCUGUUAGCAGAACCGAAAAGCUGGAAGAGGAGAAGAAGCUUCUACGAACAGAACUGAAUCGCUGUGUGGAGAAGAUGGCUCAGCUUCGUUCAGCAGAAACUCAGCUGGCUCAGCUCUUGCAAGAGAGACAGCAGGCAGACAAACAUAACAAAGCGUUACGUACACAAAUGAUCAAGGCACAGGAGAAUAUCCAAGCACUGGAUUUUACACUGCAAGGGCUGACUCAGCAGAACGCUCGUCUGAAAUCGGACCUGCGCGUGACACAACAAGAGCGAGACACUCUCAAACAGGAAGUGAUCUCACUGCAUAAACAGCUGCAGGAUACCAGUGAAAAGUGUCGUUUGGUGGAGAUGUCUGUAUCAGGCAGCUCGCACCAGGGAAAGCAUGUGUGGGCGGAGAUGUCUGGGCUGAAGGAGGCAGAGCUGAAUUUGUUGCGUGAAGAAAAUCAGAGACUGCUUCGAGAGAUCAAUGAUGCACGGCUGGAGCUCAGCUCUGCACGAGAGAAGGCUCGACAGCUGGAGGCACUGGUGUUGAGUGUGAAACUGCAGAAGCAGCAGAAUCAAGCAAGCCUGGCCAAGACGGCAGAGCAGGAGAGAUUAGCUCUCAAACGAGAGAUGGAGGCUCUGCAAACGCAAUUAAACAAUACGCUGUGUGACGGUAGUGAAGAGCAGAGAGAAAUUGAGAAUCUUCAUGCGGAGAAUGAGAGACUGAGGAACAGACAGACAAUACUAGAGUCCCAACUGAUGGAGGCUCAGAUUAUAGCCAUGUUACCGCCAUCGCCACGGCGACUGUCAGCGGAGCGAAGAGGACAGCGCCAUGUAGAUGAGAUGAACCCGGACAUGAAUAAAGAGCAGGAAGUGGCACUGUUAAAGAUGGAGGAAAAGAUGAAGGAUGUGGAGCUCACACUCCGAAAUGUCAAACUGUUGCUGAAAGAGAAGGUUUCCCAGCUGAAGGAGCAGCUGAAUAAGAACAGUAAAGCAGAUGUGUUGAUCAAGGGUCUUUAUGUGGAGAAUGCUCAGCUAUUGAAGGCUCUGGAAGUGAGUGAGCAGAGGCAAAAGGUGGCAGAAAAGAAGAAUUACCUCCUGGAGGAGAAAAUCUCCAGUCUCAAUAAGAUCGUUCGUGAACUAAGUCCCUCGCCACUAAUGCCCGUGCCAUACCACAUGACCCGCUCCUGAUAACCCACUUCACACUGUUUAAUCUACGUUUCUGCGUUAUUUAUUUAUUUUUAUUUUUAUUAAGGGGACCGGUAAGAGGUCAUGUUUUUCAAAUGAAACCACAAUUUUUGCACAACAUAAAUACUACUCUGCUGGGAAAAACAAAACAAAACAAUAGAAACCUUCAUAGAACUUGUAACAGUGGUAAUGUUUAUAAUGAGAAUUGUAUUGGUUUUAAUGGAAACUGAUUUCAGACGAGCACAGGGACUGUAUGGUCCCUGUGGGUCGCUACAGGUAAUUUGCUGCCUUCCAUUGAUGGCAUGUUAUGUCUAGUGGAUACCAUUAAAGAUCUACUGUGUAAUGGAAACCAUUUGGUAAUGGUUUUAAUGGUUAACAACUGAUGGUUUGUAAUGGUAUUUUUAUUGGAAACCAUUAGAACUUCUGUGAUGGUUUCUAUGAUUGUUUUUUCAGCAGGGUAAUGAAAAGCACACCGAUGAAGGAAACUGUCAGUGUUUUCAGAUUGUCUGGUUGGACCUAGAAGUAUUGGUGCAUAUUAUUUAUAUGCUUGCUAGGGGGAAAAACUCUGCUCUUUCUAAGAGUAUAAACAUUUGUGCUUCCUUAAAGAUGCAGUUUGUGCUCCAGAGCAGUUGCCAUGGAAACCCUGACCCCACCCUUUCUGCUGAAACCGCCUCUCUUGUGAGUUGGCUUUGAGAAAAACAUGCACAGCUGAGCAACUCAAUUCUGGUUGGGGAUGGAGCAUAUUUUUGAGCCAGAAAACAGCUUAAAACACAGAAUCUAGACCAUGAUAUUGUGAAUCAGGUUUUUUAAGGUAUUUUUGAAACUGUAGGAUUCAUACAGGUCUACAAACCUUACAGCAUUAAAACAAACUCAUGUAAAAUCAGACUCCACAUACUCCAUCACUCAGGCAUAAAUAUAAAUCGACUUGAUUUCAGCUUUAUAGAGUAAAAUUACAUUGUUUGUACAAAAGAAUUUCUAUAAUAGAAAUAAUUUCUAUUAUGUUAGAUCGGUCAAGCAUCAUUCCAUUUACCUAUUUGCACUGAAUUAGUCUAAUAAUUAUAUUCUUACAAACUGAAAAUGUUUUUGUAUGAAAUUGUAACCAUGUUACUAUGUUAAUAAUAAUUCUCUGACUAUUGAAUUUCCUUAUAGAGAUGUGGGAUGGACCCAUAGUAGUCUUACUCCCCUUAAACUAAAAUAUCCUGAUGUCAAAGUGCACUUUCUCUAGGAGCAAUAUGGAAAUAUUGUGAAUCAAAGUGUUUGUUUGUUUUUCUCUUCAUGAGCAGUAUUUGUUUCAUUUUUCUAUCAUGGAAAAGUGUUUAGUACCUGUUAUAUAUCUCUUAUAUAUAAUUAUCUAUAUAUAAAUAUCUGUUUUAAAUAAUUAUUUUUCUGUAUAUGCUGUGCUGGUGUUCAUUAAAGUAUUACAAUUUCUAUUUUAGUUAAUUGUAUAAAUACAGUCCCCUCAGAAACUAUUGAAACGGCAAGGCCAAUUCAUUUGUUUGUGCUGUACACCAGAGACAUUGGAUUUUGAGAUGAAAAGAUGGAUAUAAGACGAGAGUUUAGGGUUUCAGCUUUUAUUUCCUGGUAUUUACAGCUAGAUGUGAAAACAACAUAAAACAUAGAACCUUUUACCACAGCUUCUUUCAGUUGUUGUUUGUUUCGGGGGGGGAGUUCUCCCUUCUGUCUCCUUUUCAAGAGGUGAAAUGCAUUCUCAAUUGGGUUAAGGUCUGGUGAUUGAUUGAUUUGGCCAAUCUAAAACCUUCCACUUUUCCCCCUUGAUAAAGUCCUUUGUUGAGUUCUAUGUCGUUUAACACCUCUACAUAUAAAUAGCAGGAAAUAAAAGCUGAAAUUCUCUUCUCGUAUUCAUCUUUUGAUCGCAAACCCAAAUGAAUUGGCCUUGCCGUUCCAAUAGUUUCUCCGGAAACUGCAGAGAACAAACACUUUAAAAGUCUUUACUAGCAUUUUUGUAAACCUAAAUGAAGGCAGUGAGUUUGGCUGCCCAAAUAAAGAUGAGAAACUAUCUGGCAAUGAAUGUAAGCCUGCAAUAAAACAACAUGGUACUGAGACAGGAAGUAUUUGUAUUACAGUGUCUGAGCUGUUGCUGUUCAGCAGAACCAUAGAGAUUUUCCCACUGUCACUGGCCCAGUUAACACUGUCCAGACUCUACCUGUCAAGCACUGCUGUUACCCAGCCAAGUGACUGACAAUGUGCUGGGUUAUUGUGAAUUACUCUGUAUGAAGCAGUAAAAUAGUGUUGGAGAAUGUAA